Molecule: messenger RNA, 300 nt
Organism: Morchella sextelata
Lineage: Eukaryota; Fungi; Ascomycota; Pezizomycetes; Pezizales; Morchellaceae
Exons: 1
Coding region: 1-300 (99 amino acids)
Biological process (GO): DNA integration
Molecular function (GO): nucleic acid binding
Source: RefSeq, a predicted model, not a curated record
AUGGACAUCGUUAUUGGUCUACCGGAGGGCCAAGGAUACGAUGCAAUCAUGGUAAUUGUUGACCAUUUAACAAAGAUGCGAAAUCUCCUACCCUGCAACACCACCGUCAACUCCGAAGACGUCGUCCAGUUAUACCUGCGAAAUAUUUGGAAACUCCAUGGGCUAUCCACACAUGUCACCUCCGAUCGCGGCAUGCAAUUUACAGCUAAAUUCUGGAAGGCUCUCUCUAAAUACCUCAGCAUUGAUGCAAGAAUGUCCAAUGUCUUCCACACUGAGACCGACGGCAAACUGAAAGACUGA